This is a messenger RNA of Arvicola amphibius (Eurasian water vole), 3532 nucleotides long. It is a transcript of the gene Bub1b, whose product is annotated as BUB1 mitotic checkpoint serine/threonine kinase B. The transcript has 23 exons. Gene Ontology annotation, molecular function: protein kinase activity. The record is from RefSeq and is a predicted model, not a curated record. NCBI's taxonomy places the organism in Eukaryota, Metazoa, Chordata, Mammalia, Rodentia, Cricetidae. Gene Ontology annotation, biological process: meiotic sister chromatid cohesion, centromeric; mitotic spindle assembly checkpoint signaling. Bases 148 to 3345 code for a protein of 1065 amino acids.
GGCGCGUGUUUCAUUCAGUCUAGGAGCACGGGGAGACGGUCACCGCAACUUCAGGGCUAGCUGAAGGUUGAGGAAGAAUCGUCGGACUGUCGGCACCCGGGGGGAAAAGGUCUGGGGACUGGUGAGAGCAAGAACCGGGAAUGCAGGAUGGCGGCGGCAAGAAAGGAAGAGCUUGCUGCAAGUGAAGCCAUGUGCCUGGAGGGAGAUGAGUGGGAGCUGAGUAAAGAAAACGUACAGCCCUUGCGGCAUGGCCGGAUCAUGUCCACACUUCAGGGGGCUCUGGCACACCAGGAGUCGGCCUGCAACAGGACUCUUCAGCAGCAGAAGCGGGUGUUUGAAUCCGAAAUCCGCUUUUACUCUGGAAGUGACCCUCUGUGUGUGUGGGACCGGUAUAUUAGCUGGACAGAGCAGAACUAUCCUCAAGGGGGAAAGGAGAGUAACAUGUCAACGUUACUAGAGCGAGCUAUAGAAGCUCUACAUGGAGAGAAGCGUUACUAUAGUGACCCCCGCUUUCUCAACCUCUGGCUCAAAUUGGGCCAUCUGUGCAAUGAGCCCUUGGAUUUGUACAGCUACUUACACAGCCAGGGGAUUGGUGUCUCCCUUGCCCAGUUCUACAUUUCAUGGGCUGAAGAAUACGAAGCUAGAGAAAACUUCAAGAGAGCAGACGCAGUGUUCCAGGAAGGGAUUGAACGCAAGGCCGAGCCCCUGGAAAGACUGCAGUCCCAGCACAGACAGUUCCAGGCCCGAGUGUCCCGACAAGCUCUCUCGGCACUUGAGAACGAAGAGGAGGAGGAGGAGGCCUUGGGGUCCUCUGUGCCACAGAGAAGCACACUAGCUGAGCUGAAAAGCAGAGGGAAGAAGAUGGCGAAGGCGCCCAUCAGCCGAGUCGGAGGUGCUCUGAAGGCUCCAGGUCAGAGCAGAGGGUUCCAGACUGCAGUUCCUCAGCAGCUGCACAGUAACUGCAGGAUCACUGUUUUUGAUGAAAAUGCUGACAGCACUUCUAGGGCAGAGUUACCUAAACCUGUAGUCGAGCCGUGGAAGGCACCCCCCGUCCCAAGGGACAAAGAGAAUGAGCUACAGCCAGGCCCGUGGAACACAGACCGACCCUUGGAAUACAGGCCUCAUGGCAAUUCAGCCUCUGCAGCAGCCGUGUUCCCUUCGCUUCCCAGCUUUACUCCCUAUGUGGAAGAGAGCGCUCAACAGACGGUCAUGACACCGUGUAAAAUUGAACCUAGUAUCAACCAUGUCCUCAGCACCAGAAAGCCCAGGAAGGAGGACGGAGACCCCCUGCAGAGGGUUCAGAGUCACCAUCAAGGGCCUGAGGAGAGGAAGGAGAAGGUGAUGUACUGUAAGGAAAAGGUUUAUGCUGGAGUCGGCGAGUUCUCCUUCGAGGAGAUCCGAGCUGAAGUGUUCCGGAAGAAACUGAAAGAGCAAAGGGAAGCCGAACUGCUGACCAGUGCAAAGAAGAGGGAAGAAAUGCAGAAACAGAUUGAGGAGAUGGAGAGAAAGCUAAAGGAAAUCCAGACUAUUCAGCAGGGAAGAGCUGGGGACCAGCAAGAAGAGAAGGUGCCUACAGAGGAGGCAGCCAGACUGCAGAUUGCUUCACAGCCUCAGGAAAUGCUGGGAGUGUCUCUGUCCCGCUCUGUCUGCCCACCAAGCUCUCAAUCCAGGGAAACCUCACCAGCUAAAAGCAUUUUGCAAGAACAGCCUGACUCUAAAGGUCCCAGCAUGCCUUUCUCCAUUUUUGAUGAGUUUCUUUCAGACGGAAAGGACAAAAGUCCUGCUACAGAUUUUCCACAGGCUCUCAAAGCCCAGCGAAGACCCCUUGCAGUUCUCAAGACUACAGAAAUCAUUGCCUCAAAUGAGGAUGUAUCUGCUGGUGUUUGUGAUGAACUUACAGGAAUUGAACCUCUGACUGAAGAUGCCUCCAUCACCAGUUUCAGGAACGUGACCAUGUGUCCCAUCCCCGAGGACACCUGUUACUUUGCUAGAGCGCCUCGUUUUGCGUCUACUCCUUUCCAUGAGAUGCCGUCCUUGAAGGGCAUCCCUUCCGACCCUGAGAGACUGUCACAGGAGGAGGAUCUGGAUGGGAAGACCGCUGACGUCCAUCACACUGCAAUGGCCACUAUUUAUAGCCAGACCCUCAGCGUCAAGAAGCUGAGCCCAAUUAUUGAAGACAGCGGUGAAGCCACACACUCAUCUGCCUUCUCUGGAUCCUCUGCUUCCGUGUCGAGUACCUCCUCCAUCAAAGGCCUUCAGCUCCCCGAGAAGCUGGAGCUAACUACUGACGCUGCAGAAAAUGCUGUUCAGUCACCCUGGUGUUCACAAUACCGACUCCAACUACUAAAAUCCCUACCAGAGUCAAGUGCUUUUGCAGAGUUUUCUGUGGAAGACAGACCAAUGCCUACCCUGGAAGUAGGGAAGGAAAUUGAGUUAGGCAGUGAAGACUACUGCAUUAUACAGGAGCACCUGAUAUGUGACGACUACAAGUUACUCUGGGUGGCACCAAGAGACUCGGCCGAGUUAACCAUGAUAAAGGCAUCUUUUCAACCUGUCCCAUGGGAUUUCUAUAUCAACCUCAAGUUAAGGGAGCGUCUAAAUGAGGACUGUGACCCGCUCUGCAGCUGUUGCCAGUACCAAGAUGGCCAUAUCGUUUGGUACCAAUAUAUAAAUUGUUCUACCCUUCAGGAUCUUCUUCAACACAGUGAACUUGUGACUCAGGAAAUAGUAGUCUUGAUUAUUUAUAACCUCUUGACAAUAGUGGAGAAGCUUCACCGAGCUGAGAUAGUCCAUGGAGACCUGAGCCCACAGAGUCUGAUCCUCAGAAACAGAAUCCACGAUCCCUAUGACUGCAAUAAGAACGAUCACGCUGUGAAGAUCGUGAACUUUUUCUCCAGCGUCGACCUGAGGGUACAGCUAGACGCUUUCUCCUUCAGUGGCUUCCGGACUGUACAGACCCUGGAAGGACAAAAGAUCCUGGAGAACUGUUCUUCUCCUUACCAGGUGGAUCUGUUGGGAAUAGCAGACCUAGCACACUUACUGUUGUUCAGGAGACACCUGCAGGUCUUCCAGGAUGGACUCCUCUGGAAACUCAGCCAAAACACUUCUGAGCUAAAGGACGGUGAAUUAUGGAAUAAAUUCUUUGUGCGGAUUCUGAAUGCCAAUAAUGAGUCCACAGUGUCUGUCCUGAGGGAGCUUGCAGCAGAAAUGAAUGGACUUUUUGACACCACAUUCCACAGUCACCUGGACAAAGCCUUGUGGAAGGUGGGGAAGGUAAUUAGUCCUGGAGGUUUGCUCCUCCAGCAGGACAGACAGACAAGCCCCUCACAGGUCCUUGCCUCCUAAGCUGUGCUGUGUUGUGGGAAGCAGCCUGCAGAUGCUGUCAUUUAAUUGGGCACACUUGGACACACUACCAGUUCUUUUCUCCAGUUUACUCUGAGUGGCAUGGUUUUAACAGAACACAGCCUCACCUAUUUUAUCCAAAAUGGAUUCUGUACACAUGGGUACUUUUUAGCCUUUUUGUUUCUACUUU